This is a messenger RNA of Xyrichtys novacula (pearly razorfish), 4851 nucleotides long. The record is from the annotation of a GenBank genome assembly. NCBI's taxonomy places the organism in Eukaryota, Metazoa, Chordata, Actinopteri, Labriformes, Labridae.
ACCUGUUUUUCAGCUCACCGUAGAAGAAGUAGAAAUGCUCCAGUAGGGAAGAGAGGCUGGACCUAUCUUCAGUCUUCUGUAGGUGUUGUAAAAUUAAGCGCUUUGUUACUCGACUUUUACCAGUUUUACAACGGGCAAAUGAACCAAAACGCAAAGUUGGACAAAAACAGCUGAUACUCUCAAAAAUAGAAAUGGCGGACGAGGAAAUAGACUACAACAUCGUGUUUCCAGACGCGGGGACGCUGGGUGAGCAUCAUUUCAUUGUACUGUGUGUCCAUGCCUCAGCUAGCUUAUCGCACAGGCUAAUGUUAGCACUUAAGGUAACCGUCAUACACAGCUGAUUUCAGCCGUGGGCUUUAGCAGGCUAGCUUAGUUUAGCCGAGCUCACAGUGACAGCCCCGGUGUCACGCUGCUCUGUCGUCUGGUUUGUUUUCAGAGAGACACUGGCAGGGGACAAAGGAGCCAGUGGUGAUCUUGCUGGGCUGGGCAGGCUGCAAAGACAAACACCUCUCCAAAUACAGCUCUAUCUACAAUGAACAGGUGAGAAAAACUGUGUUUAUUCUUUUAUGACAAACAUUUAUUCAACCAAGAGGUGCCUAUUGUGAUUAGAAAGUGUGACCUUAAGACCGUGAGCAAAUAGUUUCAACCAAAUAAUAAGACAUGCAUAAAACCACAAUCUCACAAGAGUCAGACUACACAGGCCUGAGUGUCCCUCAGCGUACAGUUGCAAAGAAUAUGAGGGUUUCAUCAACAUUUGUUCACUGAAAGUUGUGGAGAACAAGAGGGACAAGGUCCAAAACCACUUGGGCCAUGGUUUUCUGACCCUCAUGUGGCUGCAUAAAAACAGUCAUAACUGCACCUGAAAACUAUUGUCUGUGAACACAGUUUGGUGCUGCAUCCACAAAUUUUUGCUCAAGUUAUACUAGCGCAAAAAGUAAAUCACAUACUAUUUCUUCAUGGUCCAGAAGGGGUUGUUCCAAGCCCUUUUAAAGGGAUAUUCCAUUGUACAAUUAAUUUAGGGUCAAACACACCGCAACACUGAGUCAGACUCCUCUUCAAGAGAUGAAUGUUGCAGACCGCUUGCUUCUCUAGUUAUACCAACUUCAGCAACGACCGCACAAUAGCAAUACACAGCGGUUUAAGGAGCCAUAAACAAACCUCAACCAAAAAGCCACUCUAUAGCCACAAAUAAUGCUCAGAACAGCACCUAACUUCAUCAACAGUACAAAUAGGGUCCCAGGCAGAGUAUGAGCCAUCAAACAUUUUUUUAGCUUUGCCUGAUUUCUUUAGCAUAGAGACUAAACACAACUCAUCCACUCUUCCAGCAACCACUUGUUUGUAGCGAGACCCUUAGGCCAGUCCAUUACAGACAACAGCGGGGUGACGCAGCUCAAGGAAGAACAUUAUGAUCCUUACUCUAUCAUUUCCUAACAAUCAUCACAUUAAACAUUUUCCACGCAGUAGUUCUUCCGCCUUAGCGUCUCGGUCUGAUUGUAUUUCCAUGAAGAAAUGAUCAUAAAUGUUCUUCGUUAAACUGCGUCACCCUGCUGUAGUCUGUAAUAGACUUGCCUGAGGUCUCUGUACAAACAAGUGGCUACUGGAAGAGAGUGGGUGAGUUGUGUUUGGUCUCUUUGUUAAAGAGAUUAGGCAAAGUUAAAAAGAUGUUUGGUGGCUAGUGCUAUGGCUGGGACCUUAUACUGUAUGUACUGUUGAUGAAGUUAGGUGCUGUUCUGAGCAUUAUUUGUGGCUAUAGAGUGGCUUUUUGGUCGAUGUUUGCGCGUGGAGACGUAGACCACUGUGUAUUACUAUCAUACAGUCAUUACUUAAGUUGGUAUACCUAGAGAAGCAAGUGGUUAAUCUUUUGAGAGGGUGUCUAACUCAGUGUUACGGUGUGUUUGACCAUAACUUAGGGUGCAAAGUCCACACUUAACAGGAUGUUGAUCUAGCUUGUCUGUUUGUUUGCACCAUCAGGAUUUAAGGUUCAUCUGGAGUUGUUGAGUGUAACAAAUAAACUAACCAUAAUAUUGUUGCAGUGCAGAUGUUUCCACUGUAUUUGGCUAAACAGUGAAAAGGUCUGGAGUGUCUAAGUGCUGAUUGUCUUUACUCGGGUGAAAGGCCUCAAGUAACUGCUGUUAACUCUCAUAAUUGACUAACAAGAAUGUUAAGGUAUAUCAAAUAUGAUAAAUCAAUGUAAUGUGGUGAAAAUUUACAGUGGAAAAUGACGACAGUGAUGUCAAGUAGUGAAAUAGCCAACUGUAACAGAGCUUAGAUAAGAUGUAAACUGUUACUAUAGAAAUCAGACUAUAUCCUCUCAUGGAAAACAAUGAGAUCAAAGUCUGCGUUCAUUUUUGAUUGAUGUGAUCUAUCCUGGAGACCACAUUGUUCACACAAAACAGCCAGUAAACACAUCUGCUCCUCCUCAUCCUCCAAAUAAUCCCAUCUUUCUAAAGCAUGCACAAUGACAACCACGGUUUGACAAAAGCUCAGUUUUUACAGUCUCAGCUCUAACGUUUGGGACAGACAAUAAGAAAAGCUACUGUAACUGAAGGGUGUGUGCUCCUGUAGAGAGCAGAUCUAAGGUGGACUAUUAAGUAAGAAUACCACCAUGUUUUUAGAUUUGGUUUAACAUGCUCUGUUAAGGACAAAGAUAAAAGUGGUGGCCAGAAACUGCUUUCAAAUUUAACACUCUGCUUACGGCUUUUUUUUGUCCAUUUGGUAGCAUUGUGUAGUUUUUGAGGUGAACAAACAUGUCCAAAAUUGAAGCCUCUUCUUGUGUCUUUUCUCUGUCUGUAGGGAUGUGUGACAAUUCGCUACACUGCUCCCUUAAAGACGGUCUUUAUUUCAGAGUCGUUUGGCUACAAAGAGCUGAGCAGCACGGCUCUGAAGCUGCUGGAGAUCCUCUAUGACUACGAGGUGGAGAACAGUCCAAUUUUCUUUCACAUAUUUAGUAACGGUGGCUUCAUGCUGUACCGUUACAUUGUAGAGUUACUGCACAGUGAUAAACAGUUUAGCUCCCUGUGUGUGGUUGGGGCCGUGGUGGACAGCGCUCCUGGUAGUGGGAAUGUCCGAGGGGCCCUGCGUGCACUCCAGGCCACUCUGGGGCCCAAAAUAAGUCCUGUUUUAAGGUACGUCCUCCUAGCUCUUUUUGCCGUGACUGUUUUUCUUUUGCGAAUCAUUCUGUACCCUUUGACCAAGUACAUCCACAAGAACCACUAUGAUGCAGUCCAGGAGAGGCCGCCCGCCUGGCCUCACUUCUUCCUGUACUCCAGAGCCGACCAGGUGAUUCGCCACGUGGAUGUUGAGGUAUUUUUGGCAACCUUGAAGCGGAAAGGCGUCCCCACAGACAGUUUUGAUUUUCUUUCCAGCCCUCACGUUGGUCACUAUCGGGAUUUUCCUGAGCAGUAUGCUCUGAAGUGCCGGGAUUUCCUGGUGGCCUGCAUGAAGGACUCUGAGGGACCAGAGAUAAAGAAGAGGCAGAGGGUUCAGGAUCAAUGAAACCUGAAGAGAAAGUCACAGGGCUUUGUCUUCCCUCUGUUAAUUAGUCUGAACCACUGGAUUUCACAGCAACUGCUUUUUUUUCUCAGUGGUUUUAAAAUCGGUUAGAAAAGUGGCAGAAAACCUUUGAGAUGAGCUACUGAAAGAUCUCAGCAAUGUUUAAUCAUUCCUAGUGCACAUAAUUCACCACUUUACCCCAAGGACCAUACUCUGAAACAUAAAGCUCAGGGUGGGGGAUUAAAAAGCAGUUGUAAUGUUGCUGUCAUGUUCCGGGUUAAAAUCACUAGUGGUGUUCAUAUUAUUGCGUCUCUGUUGAGCAGAAACCAGGAGCAAUGAACAAAUCAGAGUGACAGUGGGCCAUAUUUCAAAGUACAGUAACAUAUUUAGUAACUUAUUAACUACCUUUAGACAACAGCCAGUAGCAGCAUUGAAUCAAUUCCUAUCUGGCACGACCUUUGGGAAAUUUCUAAAAGCUUACAUUUGCCGAUAAAUGUUAGCUAUUGUUGGUUUACUUAAAAUUUAGCUGACCUGUCCCCCAGAUUUUAACUCUCUAUUGAUUUUUCUGGCUAAUCAAUCAAAAAGAAAUAGUAGUCAGAUCCCAUUUGCUUCAUAUGAUGCUCACACCUGGAACAAAGCCAUACGUACCCCUUUUUAAGUUUGGUGAGUGCUUUCAGCUUUUGGCCCCGGGUUGUCAGAGAAAAACAGACCUAAUGUGCAAACGGUGAAUAGGAAUGUUCCUCAGAUGUGGUUUAUGUGCACUACGUUUAAUCCACAUCUCAGCGUCAUAUGAAACACUGUAACUCACAUUCUUGUAAAGUGUGUGACAAAAAGGCCUAACCCUGCCCGUGUAAAAAUAACAAUACAAACUUGCUAUACACUGGAAUAUAAAUCCUUUAGGAUAAUUUAAAUGGUAUUUAAUAUUGCUGUGGAAAUGUGAUGCAUUGUAGAUUAGUAUUAGUGAUUCUAAAUCUGAGGAUGGGUAUUGGAACAAAUAUAAUCUGUAUCUUCUAUUUAUUGAAUUUGACAAUGUAUUAAUAGUUUAAUCUCACAAUAUGUCAUUCAAAUGAGGUCAUUAGGGAGUUAACAAUGAAGGCAACUGUGUUGAUUCUUAAAGGAACAUAAUAUGUCUCUCUAAAUACAAUACACUCCUGAAGUUGUUGCCUUAAACACAAAAAAAAAGAGCCUUUUUAAAUUUUGUCCUGGUCCUUAAAUUGUAAAAAACUGAGCUGUAAUGUGUUACACACAAUGAUUUGGUUCAAGAAAAGUGAUUGACGAUGAAUGUAAAUGUCCAACACAUUGUGUUAUUCUAACUGAUGUGCCUUCAAUAAACCAGAAUGAUCCUGAAAGAGUGUGUUG